This is a messenger RNA of Gryllus bimaculatus (two-spotted cricket), 438 nucleotides long. NCBI's taxonomy places the organism in Eukaryota, Metazoa, Arthropoda, Insecta, Orthoptera, Gryllidae. The record is from the annotation of a GenBank genome assembly.
AUGUUCUCUUGGUACCGGUAUGGCAUUGAGUCGCCGGUGCGGCGCGCCGAGGAGGCGGCGGAGGCGGCGGCGGCGGCGGCGACGGUGGCGGCACCGGUAACCCUGGGCCACAUGUGCACGCGCGACGCCGAGUGCGCGGCGGCCGACCCGCACUCGCGCUGCGUGGGCGGAGUGUGCGACUGCGCGCUCGCCAACGCCACCUGCUCCGCUCAGCGCACGGGCUGCCACCCGGGCACCUUCCAGUUACAAGCUUCUGGAGGCCUCAUUGUGAGCACAAAUACUAUGAACGGACACUUUCAUGAGUUCCGUACGAACAGCGGGUGCCUCAGCGGCACUGCCAACAUUACUCGUAACAGUAGCUCCUUGUCAGACGGCAAUGCUGCCCAGCCUCUAAAAGAUGUUGCUGUGGGAGACUUCCUCCCAAGGUUCUGUCCUUGA